This is a messenger RNA of Phragmites australis (common reed), 876 nucleotides long. RefSeq names its product replication factor A protein 1-like. The record is from RefSeq and is a predicted model, not a curated record. Gene Ontology annotation, biological process: DNA recombination; DNA replication; DNA repair. Gene Ontology annotation, molecular function: DNA binding. Gene Ontology annotation, cellular component: nucleus. Bases 1 to 876 code for a protein of 291 amino acids. NCBI's taxonomy places the organism in Eukaryota, Viridiplantae, Streptophyta, Magnoliopsida, Poales, Poaceae. The transcript has 7 exons.
AUGGCAUUUGAUCUGCUUCCCACACUACACCCAAAAUCCAAACACUGGGUGAUUUGUGUACGCGUUUCGCGUAAAUGGGAAUAUCGUGGUGGCACUGAUGAUGGCCCUAUACUGCACGUGGAUCUUGUUCUUGCAGAUGAAAAGGGGAAUGCCAUCUAUGCUGAAAUACCUAACUCUGAGGUUGACACUAAAAGCACUUUGAUCCAAGAGGGCGGCACCUAUAUAAUCAGCCGCUUCAGAGUAUCGAAGGCUAAAUCCCUGUACAGGCCCGUUGAUGGACCCUACAUGAUAGAACUCACCUGCUUCACCAAGAUAACACCGGCAAAAGAAGUGACAGAAACAUUUCCAGCAUAUAUUUACAAACUUACAACAAUCAGUGACCUACGAAGCCAUGCUGAUGUCCUUGGCAUAAUCACUGCUGUUUCUGACACGCGCUUGGUGCAGCUUCCAAACCAAACAAAGCCAACUUUAAACAGAGAUGUGAUGCUCAAGGAUCUCAGCAGCGCCGAAAUCAAAUUGACUUUAUGGGGGCAGCGAGCCACUGAAUUCAACAUUGAUGAAGUUUACAAUGAAGAAGAAACUACCCCAAUUAUCGUCCUUAUUGUUGGCACCCUUAUGAAAACAUACAGAGGAAGGUGGAUGCCGUUGUACUGUGACUAUCAGUCGCUUGGUCCUAACGAGUCCCUGGUGGUUUCCAUCAUGUACAGGCUGUGCUUCAUUGCAAAUGAUGGCACAGCUGAGGCUGAAAUGAUAGCUUUUGGAGAGGUUGGGCGCCGCAUUGUAGGCAAACCAGUCCAACAACUGCUGCGAACAGCGAGAUUUGCAAGUGACACCCCACCAGACAUUGCAGGCAUAAGACACUACCACUGCGGCUAA